This is a messenger RNA of Larimichthys crocea (large yellow croaker), 2263 nucleotides long. RefSeq names its product potassium channel, subfamily K, member 6 (gene kcnk6). The record is from RefSeq and is a predicted model, not a curated record. Gene Ontology annotation, cellular component: plasma membrane. Gene Ontology annotation, molecular function: outward rectifier potassium channel activity; potassium ion leak channel activity. NCBI's taxonomy places the organism in Eukaryota, Metazoa, Chordata, Actinopteri, Sciaenidae. The transcript has 3 exons. Gene Ontology annotation, biological process: potassium ion transmembrane transport; stabilization of membrane potential. Bases 129 to 1085 code for a protein of 318 amino acids.
CCUAAAAAAAAAAGUUCCCACACAAGAGAGGAGAAGAAAAGAAAGAGAGCAGUCACAGAAACAGAGAGAGGGACGCUCCGGUCAGCAGCAGCGCGCACACUCAUGUUCAUCCAGGAGUAGACGCAGACAUGCAUUCUGCAGGCAGGUCGUGGCUGCUGCUUACGGGAUUCAUCCUCUUUUAUAUCAUCUACCUGCUGUUCGGAGCUCUGGUUUUCUCCAGCGUCGAGCGGCCGCAGGAGGACCAGCUGCGCACUGAAAUGAAAGCCCUGAAAGAAGAGUUCCUGAACCAGAGCUGCGUCAACGCCGCGUCCCUCGAACACUUUCUGGUCAAAGUGCUCACGGCCAACAAGUACGGCGUCUCCGUCCUCAAAAACACCUCCAUGCCUUCAAACUGGGACCUGGCAUCCUCCAUGUUCUUCGCCAACACUCUGGUCACCACAGUCGGCUAUGGCCACACCACUCCUCUGUCGGACACCGGAAAGGCCUUCUCCAUCAUCUACGCCCUGAUAGGAGUCCCCUUCACCAUGCUGGUGCUCACCGCCUGCGUCCAGAGACUCAUGUACCCUCUGGUCCUGGCUCCCGUCGGCCUCCUGCAGCGUUCAGGCAUGGAGCCUCGGCCAGCCACCGUGGUCCACUUCAUGCUGCUGCUGAUCCUGGUGGUGCUGUGCUUCUUCUUGGCUCCGGCGGCCGUGUUCAGCACAUUGGAGGUGUCCUGGUCGCUCUUGGAUGGGCUCUACUUCUGUUUCAUCUCGCUGUGCACCAUCGGACUCGGGGAUUUCGUUCCGGGGACACAGCCUGGGCAGAAAUACAGGCCGCUGUACCAGGUCUCUGUCAUGAUCUACCUGUUCGUGGGUCUCAUGAUGAUGUACCUCCUGCUGCGCACCUUCCACAAAAUGGCAGACUUGCACGGCCUGACCACCUUCCUGCAGCUGCCCCGCUGUGAGGACGACCUGGAUGAAGACAGGGAGCCCAUCGUGGAGGACCACCAUGAAGGUCAGACGCCCCGUUACCUGACAGACAAAGCAGCAAGCAGGCCCCUGGAGCCGGGAUCACAGCCCUCAUACAACACCAUCAACAAAGGCUGAGCUGUGCGCAGGCAGGGAAGAGAAAAUGAAGCUCUACCUCUGGUGACCUCUUGGUCUUGAACCAGUAAUGAAACACCUGGGCUGAAUCUGAAUUCUCGUCUUCAUUUUUUCAUUUUGUCUUCUCGCCUUCCAGAGGAGCGAGUACGAUGAUGAUGAUGAUGAUGAUGAUGAUAAUAAUAAUCAUGAUAAUGAGGAAUCAAGAUGAGUUUUAAGAUUCAGUCUUUGUCAGAGGACUGUCAGACAGUCUGAGUGAUUACUACACCACUUUCUGCACAUCUCAAAGAUUUAUUCCAACUUGAUGACGGUGACCCGAAAAGGCACAAUGUUCCUUUUUUCUCCUCAACACUGGUGUAACUGUGGUGUGUGUUCACUGUGGAGGCUUUGCAGGUAUGUUUCCAGCCUCAGGACGGGACAUGAAGGGCUCAGACUUGUGAUACAAUUCCUCGUUUUUUCACUUUUGUAUGUAUUUUUGUCACAGUGUUGUUUGUACCACACGUUUGGGUUGCUAAUUCAAGACUAAUAAAUAUUGGAUAUGACUGUGCAGGAACUAAAUCUUGGUGCCAAACACAACCUGUGGACACACUUGCCAUUUCAACUUCACUUUGUUUGUUUUAAACUGUUUUUAUUUGGGGGAAUUGUUCAGCUUCUUCUCUUUAUACUUCACAUUAUGGCCAAAACAGCAGUGAAAUGACAAGUGAAUCUGCUGCAUCUGAGCAUUUAAAACACCGCGGACGUGAACGUGUUUUAUGUUUAAUGACGUUUCCUGUGUGUACGUAGUGACGCUCACUCUUGAAGAGUACUGACGAGCACUGUGUGUUCACAUCUGGCCUGUCCUCCUGUACGCUGCUUCCCCCUGCUGUCUACAUGCAUGUAGCACAACAUGUUGCUACACCUCCAGAACAGAAAGAAAUAGGGUAAAGGGCUGAAACUGAGGGACUGAGGAAAAGAUACAUAUAGUUAAUAAAAUGAAUUAAUAAGUGAAGUGUGUAUGUGUGUGUGAAUGUCUGGAUUUAAUCACCGUGACCAACAUUUGAAUGCACUUUAUUGUUCACAUCGGUGUUUUUACCAUCAAAGUUGUAGUCAAAUGAACAGAUUUAUGUCAUGAUACUGUAAAAUGUCUGUUAUUGUAGUUUAUACGUGUCUAAUGUUAAACUGAAAUUAAAAAGGUUUACUCUGUA